AUGGCAGAUUACCACAUCCGGCUCUACAAGGACUCCGACUAUGAGACUGUGAGGGACAUCUUUGCUCUGGGCUUUUCAGAACACUACCCUGUGUCCUUCUGUCAUGCGCUCAGCCUUCCCCGAGUUCGGAUCCUCAUUCUUGUGGUGUUCCUCCUUGCUCUGAUGACCACAGGCUCUUCUGUAGUCUCAUUUAUAGCAGCGAUUGCUGUCAUCUUUGCCUUGUUACUCCUGAACCGAGAGAUAUACUUUUCCUACAUCAGGAAAUGCCUAGCUGAUGACAUGUUGGAUAUCAGGAAAACCUAUCUUCAGCGGGAUGGUUGCUGCUUUUGGGUGGCAGAAUCAGGAAAAGAAAUUGUGGGCACGGUGGCAGCUGCCCCAUUUCCCCAUCCUGGUGGACAGAACCAAGUGGAGCUGAAAAGGCUGUCCGUUCCCAAGAAACACAGGGGCAAAGGCAUCGGCAAGGCUUUGGUUAGCACCGUCAUUGACUUUGCCCAGAAGUUCCGGAUAUCAGGACAUAGUCUUAGUAACUACAAUGUCCCAGAAGGAUUCUGUCCGUCUGUACCAAAGGCUGGGCUUCAGGAUAACGCACCCCUUUCAUCCAAAUGUCUAUUUCGCCAAAUUUAUAGACUUUAA
Staurois parvus is the source of this 633-nucleotide messenger RNA. The record is from the annotation of a GenBank genome assembly. NCBI's taxonomy places the organism in Eukaryota, Metazoa, Chordata, Amphibia, Anura, Ranidae.